This is a messenger RNA of Scatophagus argus, 1262 nucleotides long. RefSeq names its product potassium voltage-gated channel, Isk-related family, member 4 (gene kcne4). Gene Ontology annotation, cellular component: membrane. Gene Ontology annotation, molecular function: potassium channel regulator activity; transmembrane transporter binding; voltage-gated potassium channel activity involved in ventricular cardiac muscle cell action potential repolarization. The transcript is spliced from 2 exons. Gene Ontology annotation, biological process: regulation of ventricular cardiac muscle cell membrane repolarization; ventricular cardiac muscle cell action potential; membrane repolarization during action potential. Bases 155 to 700 code for a protein of 181 amino acids. Lineage: Eukaryota; Metazoa; Chordata; Actinopteri; Scatophagidae. The record is from RefSeq and is a predicted model, not a curated record.
UACUGGGUUUCUAUAUAAAUAACUUCAUCGUUUUAGUAGCGCUCUCAAACUCAACUCCAGAGGAGCUGGAAGAACCAACAAAAAGUUUCACAUGAGACUUAGCUCUUCAGUUCUGCGCAUUUUCUAGGUCCUCUACACAAGCUGCACUGAAAAAAUGGAGCACCUGGAGAACUCCACAGCAUCACCCAAACGCCUCUUCUUGCACACCCAGAGCACCGCGGAUUCCCAGGCGGACAAAAGCGACGGGAACGCGUACCUAUAUAUAUUAAUAGUCAUGUCUUUCUACGGAGUCUUCCUCUGUGGUAUAAUGUUGGGCUACUUCCGCUCCAAAAGGAGAGAGAAAAGGAGGAUCAACAUUUUUACGCGCCUGGUGCACGAAGAGGAGCAGCGGGAGUGGGGCGCGCUGCCAAAGAAACACAGCCUCACCUUUCCCUCCGCUGUCUCUGGACUGCGUUCAGUGCAAGUGUCCCUGCCUUUCUGCGGUAACCAUGGAAACCACUUUGGACAUCUCCACUACGAGGGCGCGUUGCCCUCUCCGCUGGCGUGCGCGCUGUGCACGGAGCAGAGCAGCAUCAGCUCCCUGUGCUCCUCCGCGGACACGCGCGUCGCCAUAGAGGAGGAGUCGGACAGCGGAACGGCGGAGGAACCAGAGGGGAACACGAAGGGAGGGUCCGAGAACAGCGGGGAUGAUUCGGGCUGAGCUCCGCCCAGAGAACUACGUGUCACCUUCCGCGGCAUGAACAAAGAGGAGAAACAUCACCUGAAGCAGAAGGUUCUCAGGGGUCUCUGUAUCACAAACAGCCCAGCAAUCAACAGCAAGGCUUAAAUCAAAAAUCUCCCCAAGCCAACAUCCAUCCAGGACAUAUGAUGUCCAUAAAAGGGCUGGAAAAAGUCCAGCAACACAAUGAGGACAAUGUGAUAUGUAUUAGUUAGGAAAUUGAGAGAGCAUUGAUCAUUUGUUUGAUGUGCACAACUGCAAGGAUCAUUAUAUGCAGCAGCUCCCCACCCAGGUCAAUAUACACACAUUAAAUAAGAACACUGUUUAUAACAAAGUUAAAGAUACUAAAGGCUAUAUGCUGGAAUCAAUAAAUACAUAAUUAUCAAUAUCUAAAUAUACUUACAGCAGUAAAGCUGUAAAAAAAUAUAUUGUAUUUAAAUAAAACCAGGCUACACCCAGUGGUAAUAAAACACAAUUUGCUAUUAUAUGAUUUCACUGUGUCACUAUGACUUUGCCUCAUCGUGGUGUUGCCCCCUCCCUGCUG